UUUCACUGCGCAUGUGUAAAGGGUAUAUAAGAUCAUGCUCCUUGCUAUCGGCGGUAUUGCUGUUCUCAAGUUUCUAGAUGUGUACGGAAAUAGUGCGAGAGAUUAAACAUCCACAAUGGGAGUUGAUAAUAUCAAGAGAAAUAAGUCGUCAGAAAUGUUUGCCUCGCAUUUUUUAAACGAAGCUGCAAAGUCAGGCAAGUAUGCCAGCGUGAUCGAGCCUCAGAAAAGCUAUACCGUACUCUAUGGGAACCUGAACAAGCUUCCUCCCCGUGUCCGGUACUUUGUCGAGGAGAAUGCUAAAGUUUGUCAGCCGGACUCAAUCCAUAUCUGUGACGGUACGGAAAAGGAGAAAGAUCUGCUUUAUUAUAUGUUACAGAGGGACGGGACCAUAAAACCAUUGGGAAAAUACGAAAACUGUUGGCUGACCAGAACCGAUCCAGCAGAUGUGGCUCGGGUUGAGAGUCGAACAUUUAUAUCUACUGAAGAGAAACAUGACACCGUGCCAAGAACUAAACCUGGGGUCAAAGGUACACUUGGAAACUGGAUGUCACCCAAAGAUAUGGAAGCCACGCUUGAUUCGCGAUUCCCGGGCUGUAUGAGAGGCCGCACAAUGUAUGUUAUACCGUUCAGCAUGGGCCCAGUUGGUUCCCCGCUGUCCAAGAUUGGUAUCGAGCUCACAGAUUCAGCAUAUGUUGUUGCCAGUAUGCGUGUGAUGACACGGAUUGGUUCCCGCGUCCUGGACGCUUUGAAGGAUGGAGACUUCAUAAAGUGUCUUCACUCCGUCGGAAAACCGAUCACGCCUGGGCUCAGUGCCGGAAGUGCUAUGUCAUCUUGGCCGUGUAAUCCAAGGGACACAAUCGUAGCACAUCUUCCGGAAAGGAACGAGAUUUGCUCAUACGGAAGUGGUUAUGGCGGAAAUUCGUUGCUAGGCAAGAAAUGCUUCGCCCUGAGACUAGGUUCUAAUCUAGCAAGACGGGAAGGCUGGUUUGCUGAACAUAUGUUGAUAAUGGGCGUUGAAAAUCCAAAAGGCGAGAAGAAAUAUUUUGCCGCUGCAUUCCCGAGUGCCUGUGGUAAAACCAACCUCGCAAUGAUGGAACCAACGUUGCCUGGAUACAAGAUCACGUGUGUUGGAGAUGAUAUCGCUUGGAUGAGAUUUGAUAAAAAUGGUCAGCUACGUGCCAUAAAUCCGGAAGCUGGGUUCUUCGGUGUCGCUCCAGGCACGUCUAUGAAGACCAAUCCGAAUGCAAUGAGAACUGUGCUGAAAAACACGAUAUUUACGAAUGUAGCGUCCACAAAUGAUGGUGGUGUAUUCUGGGAAGGGAUGGAAGGAGAAGUCACGGAUAAUGCCUCGAUCACGUCAUGGACUGGUACGGAAAACUGGUCCAAAGAUACCGGGAAAACAGCAGCACACCCGAACUCUAGAUUCUGUACCCCGGCUGGCCAAUGCCCAAUCAUUGAUGAGAACUGGGAGAACCCAGAAGGUGUACCAAUAGAGGGUAUAAUAUUUGGAGGAAGGCGUCCGGAGGGAGUCCCCUUGGUGUAUGAGGCAUUUGAUUGGCAGCAUGGUGUGUUUAUAGGUGCAUCUUUGAAAUCCGAGGCUACCGCCGCCGCAGAACAUAAAGGUAAAGUCAUUAUGCAUGACCCAUUUGCAAUGCGGCCAUUUUUCGGAUACAAUUUUGGCCACUACCUAGACCACUGGCUCAGCUUCCAGGACAAGCCAAAAGUUCAUUUACCGAAGAUCUUUCACGUAAACUGGUUCAGAAAAGGUCCCGACGGAUUUCUAUGGCCAGGAUUUGGCGACAAUUCUCGUGUGUUAGACUGGAUGUUCCGUCGAAUCGACGGAGAAGACUGUGCUGUAAAAUCAGCCGUUGGUUUGAUUCCAAAGCCGGGCACCAUCGAUAUGUCCGGGCUGGAACAGGAAGUGGAUAUGGACGCUUUGUUUCAGCUUCCCAAAGAAUUCUGGGAAGCGGAAGUGAAAGAGCUUAGAAAAUAUUUCGAGGAGCAAGUUGGUGAAGAUUUGCCGGCAAAUAUACAGCAAGAACUAACAAAACUAGAAAAGCGAGUGAACAGUGAAUUAUAAUGUACAUGUAUAUAUAGUAAAGUAGGUGUGACAAUGUAACACGUAGAACAGCAGCGGUUCCAGGUUCUGACAUACUUCUGGUGUCAUUGGCCAUAUAUACUAAUAUAAUAUUAUUGUGUACCCACACUGUACAAAUAAGUUGGCCGAAGUAGGCACAUCCUUCACCUUGAUAAACAUAUAGGGCUAUUUAUCGUGGCAAAUAUUGCUUAUAUACAGAUAUUCGGACAAAGCAAAUUCGGAUGUCGUGAUGUCUAAAUUGUUUUAUCUUAUACAUACGAGGAAAGAAUCUCGACUUCUUGAAAGUCAACCUGCGUUCGAUUUAUGCGAGUUUUCUUCUGAAAUGUCAGCAUUUUACGACAAUAAAACACUUAUUUUCG
This is a messenger RNA of Mercenaria mercenaria, 2457 nucleotides long. Its product is annotated as phosphoenolpyruvate carboxykinase, cytosolic [GTP]-like. Gene Ontology annotation, molecular function: GTP binding; phosphoenolpyruvate carboxykinase (GTP) activity; manganese ion binding. The transcript is spliced from 8 exons. Gene Ontology annotation, cellular component: mitochondrion; cytosol. Lineage: Eukaryota; Metazoa; Mollusca; Bivalvia; Venerida; Veneridae. The record is from RefSeq and is a predicted model, not a curated record. Gene Ontology annotation, biological process: hepatocyte differentiation; response to starvation; gluconeogenesis. Bases 116 to 2080 code for a protein of 654 amino acids.